UGGUGAAGUGUGGGGAAGUCACGUCCCAGCACGUGAUAUAGGUGACAACCCGGAAGCAACGCCACUUUUUGCAAGCUUUCUCCGCACCUACGGCUUGAAAUGACAUCUGCAUUGACCCAGGGGCUGGAGCGUAUCCCUGACCAGCUGGGCUACUUGGUGCUAAGUGAAGGAGCUGUGCUGGCGUCAUCUGGUGAUUUGGAGAAUGAUGAACAAGCAGCUGGUGCAAUUUCUGAGCUAGUGAGCACAGCUUGUGGCUUCCGGUUGUACCGUGGCCUUGACAUGCCCUUCAAACGCCUGUCUGUGGUCUUCGGGGAACACACGUUGUUGGUGACUGUGUCUGGACAGAAGGUGUUUGUGGUGAAAAGACAGAAUCACAGCCGGGAACCCAUCAAUGUCUGAGACUACAGGGGAUUGAAGGGGAAGGUUUAAAUAGCUCUGUAAGCUUAUUGCUUUUCCACAUACCCAAUUUUACCACUUCCCCUAACAGAAUCUGGGUAUUUUGCUUUAUCUUCUUCUCCCCCAUCCCUGCUCAAUGAGUUUGGGUUUCUUUCUCAGUACUAAAGGCAAUCAGGGCAGGAACAAUUUCCUUUCUCUCCAAUAAAUAUGGUCUGACCUUAGUACCAUUGAAA
This is a messenger RNA of Sarcophilus harrisii (Tasmanian devil), 629 nucleotides long. RefSeq names its product late endosomal/lysosomal adaptor, MAPK and MTOR activator 4 (gene LAMTOR4). Gene Ontology annotation, biological process: cellular response to amino acid stimulus; positive regulation of TOR signaling. The transcript is spliced from 4 exons. Gene Ontology annotation, cellular component: lysosome; Ragulator complex. The coding region runs from base 100 to 399 and encodes 99 amino acids. Gene Ontology annotation, molecular function: guanyl-nucleotide exchange factor activity. The record is from RefSeq and is a predicted model, not a curated record. Lineage: Eukaryota; Metazoa; Chordata; Mammalia; Dasyuromorphia; Dasyuridae.